This is a messenger RNA of Macadamia integrifolia, 2957 nucleotides long. Its product is annotated as boron transporter 4-like. Gene Ontology annotation, molecular function: solute:inorganic anion antiporter activity. Gene Ontology annotation, biological process: monoatomic ion homeostasis; monoatomic anion transport; transmembrane transport. The record is from RefSeq and is a predicted model, not a curated record. Bases 419 to 2410 code for a protein of 663 amino acids. Lineage: Eukaryota; Viridiplantae; Streptophyta; Magnoliopsida; Proteales; Proteaceae. The transcript is spliced from 14 exons. Gene Ontology annotation, cellular component: plasma membrane.
UUUUCAAAGAGGUGGAGGCGUUCUUGGCUUUGCCAGUUUGCCUCGCUCUCCCCGCUUCCAUCGGCCGGCGAAAACCAUAACCAAAACACGCUCUCUCUCGCUCUCUCUUUCUUUCUCUCUCCUGUCCCGUCCUCCGCCACGCUUUUGGUUCUCUUCCCCGGUCUUUAUGUCUCAUGUGCCUGGCGACAUUUUUUCCGGCGAGAAGUUUACCAAUUGAUGCGUCUGUUUCUCUGUUUCUUCUCAGCUCCUGUUCCUUUUACUUCUUCUACAUUGCUACUUCCUGGCUUCUUCUCACAGAUAUCUUCUGAGGACGAACGAAGGGUACCUCUCUCUCUUUCCUUGCCGACAAACUCACUGGCGUGUUCGGCAUUGAGGAUACCGGUGCCCGUUCAAACUCUGUAGUUGCUUGACUUCGGAAAUGAAUAGCAUUAGACACCCCUUCAGAGGGAUCAUCAAUGAUGUUAAAGCAAGAGUAGAGUCUUACAAGCAAGAUUGGAUUGUUGGCCUUCGUUCAUUCAGGAUAUUGGCUCCAACUGCCUACAUUUUCUUUGCGUCUGCUCUUCCCGUUAUUGCUUUUGGAGAACAACUGAGUAGGGAAACAGAUGGAAGAUUGAGUACAGUAGAAACUCUAGCUUCUACUGCCAUCUGUGGUAUCAUACACUCAAUACUUGGUGGACAGCCCUUGCUGAUAUUAGGAGUUGCAGAGCCCACUGUCAUAAUGUACACUUAUCUCUACAGUUUCACCAAAGAUAGGGCAGAUUUGGGACCGGACCUGUUCUUGGCAUGGGCCGGAUGGGUGUGUGUUUGGACAGCUUUGCUGCUGAUUCUCCUUGCAAUAUUCAACGCAUGUGAUCUUAUUACUAGAUUUACGAGGAUCGCAGGGGAGCUUUUCGGCAUGUUGAUUACCGUCCUUUUCAUUCAAGAGGCAAUCAAGGGUGUGGUGGGUGAAUUUGAGAUUCCCAAAGAUGGAAACCCAAAAGAAGAAAAGUAUCAGUUUCAAUGGCUCUACGCAAACGGAUUGUUAGCAGUUAUUUUCUCCUUUGGCCUGCUAUAUACAGCUCUACGGAGCAGGGAGGCAAGGUCUUGGUGGUAUGGCACAGGGUGGGCUAGAAGUUUCAUUGCGGACUAUGGAGUUCCUUUGAUGGUCUUGUUGUGGACAGCAUUGUCAUUCAGUGUGCCGAGUAAGGUUCCUUCAGGGGUUCCUAGGAGACUUAGUAGUCCUCUUGCUUGGGACUCAGGAUCCUUGUACCAUUGGACGGUAAUUAAGCAUAUGGGGAGCGUCCCACCCAUCUACAUCUGUGCUGCUUUUAUACCAGCAUUGAUGAUAGCAGGUCUAUACUUUUUCGACCAUAGUGUGGCUUCACAGAUGGCACAGCAGAAGGAGUUCAAUCUCAAGAAUCCCUCCGCUUACCAUCACGACAUCUUAUUGCUCGGGCUUAUGGUAUUGCUCUGUGGACUGAUUGGAAUCCCUCCUUCAAAUGGGGUCCUCCCACAAUCCCCUAUGCAUUCCAAGAGCCUUGCAAUUCUGAAGAGGCAGCUAAUUAGGAAGAAAAUGCUAAAGGGGGCUAAAGAAUGCAUAAACCAACAAGCUACCAACUCAGAAAUAUAUGGCAAAAUGCAAGAGCUCUUUAUCGAAAUGGACGAAGCCCCAUCAGCUGCCUCAGUAACAAAAGAGCUGAAGGGAUUGAAGGAUGCGGUUAUGGCUGUUGACGAUCAUAAAAAUAAAAAAUUUGAUCCUGAGAAGCACAUUGAAGCCCACUUGCCAGUACGAGUUAAUGAGCAGAGGAUGAGCAACCUGUUACAGUCUGUUCUUGUGGGUGCAUCUGUUUGUGCCAUGCCAAUUAUCAAGUUGAUACCUACAUCAGUUCUUUGGGGAUACUUUGCCUACAUGGCCAUUGACAGCCUCCCUGGCAACCAGUUCUGGGAAAGGAUGUUGCUGCUCUUCAUUACUCCUCGUCGUUGGUUCAAGGUCCUGGAAGGUGAUCAUGCUUCCUUUGUGGAAUCAGUACCAUUCAAAUACAUUGCUUUAUUUACCAUCUUCGAGUUUAUAUAUUUUCUGGUGUGCUUUGGAGUGACAUGGAUACCAAUCGGUGGCAUACUGUUCCCGUUGCCAUUCUUCCUCCUGAUAGCCAUAAGACAGCACAUCCUCCCCAAAUUCAUUGACCUGGAUCACCUUCAUGAAUUGGAUGCAGCCACUUAUGAGGAGAUUGCUGGUACUCCACAUCUUGGCCGUUCUUUCAGGGAACAGGAAUCUAGUCAAAAUGUGAGCGAUGAGUAUGCUGUUGAUCUCUGUGACCGCGAGAUAUUGGAUCAAUUCACAACCCAUAGAGGAGAGUUAAAGCUUAGAACUUUAAGCUACAAUGAAGAGAGGCGCUCCCAGGUUCAUCCUGUGGUGUCCCAGAACGAGUGAGGAUGAGUAGAUAUUCACAGAAGGAAAAUGAGACCAGCCAUGAUAAUGAUCAUGAUUGUCAAAUGAAGGUUUCUCAACGAUGAUGCUUAUUUUACAGAAAGGGGUGGAAGAAUUUCCCUUCUUUUUUUUUUGGGGUGGUUGAGAAGAUGGGCAUCUUCUGUUACAUCAAUUCCUAUGGACGAGGAACAGCAAAAAAAGGUAAGGGUGCAAGUAAAAUAGUGGAGGAAGAAGAGUAAUGGGUGAAGAGGAGCAUUCAGAAGUUUCAUAGUGUAAUAUUCUUUUUUUUUUUUUCCCCUUCUUCUGGGAUUAGGUAAACAAGUUUUAAUUCUUCUCUAAUUAUUCAUUAACAUUUAAAUUGAAAACCAAAGGGAGGGGGGAGAGAGAGAGAGAGAGAGAGACAAGGAUAAGAAGAGGGGGAGGAUUCUUUUGUUGUUGUUGUCCCUAGUCUUCUGACUACCAGAAGUGCAGGGGGCUCGGUGUAGAACGGCUUCGGAAGCAUAUGUACUCUCUGAUUUAUGAUCUAACAAGAAAAUUCUCAACUUGGUAA